This is a messenger RNA of Lytechinus variegatus (green sea urchin), 3485 nucleotides long. RefSeq names its product mesenchyme-specific cell surface glycoprotein-like. The transcript is spliced from 11 exons. The coding region runs from base 265 to 2241 and encodes 658 amino acids. Lineage: Eukaryota; Metazoa; Echinodermata; Echinoidea; Temnopleuroida; Toxopneustidae. The record is from RefSeq and is a predicted model, not a curated record.
UGCAUUGGUUCAGUCAACAGGGGGAGUCAUCGGAGACCUUCCGCUUGGUCGGCAAGCAAAGAAGCAUUGAGAGGGGCAAGUGGUGAGGUAUCACUCGGGCCUAGUGUCGAUUGCGAACGUAGAUAGUUGAUAGCUGCCUUGCUACUCUGAGAGCAUCACCCAAUCUUUCACUCAGGCGCAAGCAUCCGUCAACAUCACCACGCCUCAAAGGCUCCAUCCCGUUCUCUCGUCAGCACCUGCAGGAGGUGGCGAAGCACUUCAAGCAUGGCGGUAAAAUCAUUCUUAAUUGGCCUUUUCAUGGCCGCUUGUAUCGAUGUCUCGUUCUCGGUGCUCUCCAUGAUACCCGUCUCGAACCUGAAGAUCCCCUGGAAUAUUGUACCGAGAGGGGGUAGGACUGAGAACCUGUAUGGCCUCAACAGAGGUGCCGCAGAGAAAUCUGCCUUUGACGUUGACAACUUGGUCGCAUACACGGCAGGUCACCAACUUAUUCAUAUUAUCAACUUCACUGACGUCGUAAGACCGAAGAUCGAGCGGUCGUUCCGCGUCAUUGAUCCAGUGAUUGACAUUGCAGAAUGUGGCAACCUUGUAGCAUUCACGAGUCGACCGAGAAGAAGUCGAGGUCUGAACCCGCUCGACCCAGGAACAGUUCAUAUCUUCCGAAAGUACCCAGUCUUCGACAGUAUUUGUAACUUAACUGUCGGGAGCAACCCGAAGAGUCUGAAAUUCGACUACAAGUGCGACACCAUCGUGAUCGCGAACGAAGGCCCGGCGGCUGAGAAUGUAGAGCAGGAGGUCUUCAUGAACCCAGAGGGUACCAUUAGCGUUGUUCGUAUCAACAACACGAUGGUAAACCCAGGAAUGUCUAUGUGUCCACCCAUGCCAUAUGGAUCUGAUGUCAGGCACUUGGAUUUCAGACUCUUCAAUGACCCUACGCUCAAACCUAUGAUGGAUGCACAAUUCAUUCGACACCCUUACAAAGGCCAGUUAGACGGAGAACAACACACUUUCUCUAUGGGCGUAGAACCGGAAUAUGUUUCGCUGGAUCCAUGGCAACCGGUCGCGUGGGUAUCCCUCCAGGAAAACAAUGCUGUUGCUGAAGUGUUUUAUGAUAACAUGACGAUGGUCAUUCAUCCUAUGGGACUUAAGAAUUGGACCGAUUAUUAUAUUGAUGCCAGCACAAAAGAUGGAGGAAGAAGACAAGGUGGUCGAGCGAUUCAUUAUGGACGCUACCCAAUAGAAAGCUUGCUCCAACCAGACGCUAUUGAAACGAUGACGAUUGGUGGUGACCUGUUCCUGAUUACCGCCAAUGAGGGCGCCCCACUGAGCUACGUGUGCGAAUCUUGCGAGGUGGAAAAUGAAUAUAUUGAAUAUGAAGAAGCAGCUGAACUCGCUGGAGAUUAUCUCCUCUCAUCGAAUGUCCCUUCAGCCGUGAGGAGAGCAAUGACUCAACCAAACCAGCUUGGUGAGUUACGUAUCAGCACGGUUGACGGUCUACAACCAGGUAACCCGGAGGUGAUAGACAGACCAGUGUUCUUCGGUGGGCGUGGCAUAUCAAUGUUCCAUGUCAACCUCAUGGGGAGUUUGGACUUGGUGUGGGACAGUGGAGAUGUGAUCUCUAAAGGGAUCCAGGACUUGCAUCCCAAUGCGUUCAACCAUCCACCCUUCGGGAACCCUGAGCUCAACGAAAGAGUAGUCGUCCCUGACAGCCCCAUCAACAGACAAUGGGACAAUUGGUCCCCGUUCAUGGGAGCGGAAUGCCAGUCACUCGCCGUCGGUCAAUUUAACGUGACCCAUAAGGUCAUCAUCGUGGGUAUCAAAGGUGCUAACGCCCUCGCUAUAUUCACCGUUGACAUGUUCAACAACCUAACCGUACCGGUGUUUGAGUCGGUCUUCCGGGACGGGGAUAUCAAGGGAAACGCCAGACCUCCCAAGACAUACAACCAGCUCUACCGUCAAGACGUCCGAUUCGGGCUAGGAAGCAACGGUAUAGGAAACUUGGACCCGGAUUCUAUCGUGUUUAUCCCUCCUGAAAAGACACCUGGUCGUGUUCCUAUGGUGUUGGUAACUAGUCGAGUGAGUGGGACUGUCAAUCUCUACAGAUUAACCGACUUUCCAAGACAUCAGCUACUCAGGCAACAGAGAACGGCCCUUCAUGGUGAUGCUAGAUGCAUAGCGCCCUCUUUGGCACUUUCCUUGUUGGUUUCCAUCUUGACACUCUUCUACGUCACACAACGUCACUAAACGUCAACCACGUCUUCUCAAAGACUGGUCAGAUUGUACUGAUCUCGUGACUCUGCUCAUAUCAACCUGCAAUCAACUCCUCCAAUAGCGUAUUUUCGCAUCCACUUUGCGGACCCUUUCUGGAACGUUGGGAAUCUAUUAAAAGUGCCCGUCAAAUCACAAUGGAUAGAUUAGGGGUCAUUGUGGAAAGUUGGUGGACCGGAGUAGCACAUUGUCUUCAAAUUCGGACCCGACGAAAAAUUGCAAAAAUGUCGAUUGUCCGGAGUCCGGGAAGACACUGCUGUUUUUGAUUCACGGAUUUUCGACAAAGACUGCUUUGUUAUGAAUGGCUUUUGGUGAUUCUCUGCGUUAUAAAAAGUGCCUGCGUGUGAUUGCAAAAAUACCAUAUCAAAUCUCGAUUCUAAACCCUGGUUCAAAGCUCUUAUAGAACUACACAAGAGAGUGGUUUUUUAAAUUAGCUGCACCUCUUUUAGUAUCGAACUUCUUUUACACAAUAGCUAUAUAUAGCUUUUCAAUUUACCACUCACUAGUAGAUCCAAUGAUAUAAAAAAUAAGAGAACAAUAAUAUCAAUCCGCUUUUAUAUAGCGAACGACGUCCUUCUAAGCGGUUUACAUAUAUUAUUAUCCCGGUAAUCGGAUCCUGGCAUACCCGCAUACAACGUAUGCACCAAUUAAGAAUAUAAAAAGAAUGUGGAUUUUAGGCAUUCUAAAUAUUUUUUUCACUAAAUUUUAUGAACAAAAUUUGUUCAUUGUCAUUGAAAAUAAUUCCGGAAAUUAUUGAAUCGUGAUCUUGAGUUGUUUUUAUAUCAAGCAUUUACAGCAAUAUCUAUGUGUAUAUAAGCCUUUCGGUAGAAUUUAGUGUAUAUAAUAUUGUUUGAAAAAAAACUAUAAUAAUUGUUGCUGAUUUUAUGUUUCACUAAUUGAGUAAUGGUAAUGUUUAAUCAAAUGAAUCAUUUAGCUGUUGCAGUCGUGUUUCAUUAAUGUGUUAAGUAUAUUCAAUUUGAUUUUAAUGGUCAUUUCAUCGUACUUUGCGAUAGAGUUGUUCAUGUUUUCCAAUAUCUCUAUGGCUGUGUUUCUAAUCAGUCUUGUUAUUUUUUUAUUCAAUGGCAACUCUUCUCCUUUUCCCUCUUCUGAUUUGACUCUCCUUUUUCUCUUUCUAUUAUUAAUAUGAAUUGUUUCAUCUCUCUCCCUCGUACAGUACAUUAAAAUCUUGCAUGAAAACUAAUUUUCUAUAACCAUGAUAA